Messenger RNA from Notothenia coriiceps (black rockcod), 3445 nucleotides. RefSeq names its product poly(ADP-ribose) glycohydrolase-like. Gene Ontology annotation, cellular component: nucleus; cytoplasm. The record is from RefSeq and is a predicted model, not a curated record. Gene Ontology annotation, biological process: carbohydrate metabolic process; nucleotide-sugar metabolic process; regulation of DNA repair. Bases 462 to 2762 code for a protein of 766 amino acids. Lineage: Eukaryota; Metazoa; Chordata; Actinopteri; Perciformes; Nototheniidae. Gene Ontology annotation, molecular function: poly(ADP-ribose) glycohydrolase activity. The transcript has 18 exons.
AAGUUGAGACGUCACGUCACCCAUAGGCGGAAGUGUAAUGUUGUUGAACAACGGCACUGUUUUUAGCCAUGUUAAGUGCGUUUACCAUUAACAAAAAACAACAAAUGUUCUUAUAAUAUAAGUUGAAGUUAUUUCAUAUAUCAAGCUAUCAAUCUAAACUACUCGGAUAAAGUUUCUGACUUUAUUCUGAAUUAUUUGCCGGUUGUUUUUACACCUAGUUAGCAUGUAAGGCAAGCGUUAGCUUACAAGCUAUGGUUUGUUGACAAUUGUUUCUCGACAGCUUGUCGAUUUUUCAAUAACUCUAUAUAAUAUUAAAUUACAAGACAUAAUGUUCCUGCUUCAUUUAGUACUUAUCUAACGCUUACAAGUUACGAAACGUCCCAUAGUCACCAAACCAGAGAAUGGUGUCCCUUUGGUUAACCAAAGCACUAUGCGCUUUCUUUAAAUAGAUUGUUUCAUGUAUGGCGUCGUACCAUAUAUUAAGAUUAACUAACCUAUUGAAGAAAGGACUAACCAAGAAUCAAGUCUGGACAAAACCACAUAACGCCUCAAUCGUGGUGUCAGCUCAAGUUGUAUUAAUGACUGCACUCACAGACUUGGAACCUUUAGCAAAGAGAAUCAGGUUUGAAACCAGUGCCCCAACUUCCCUUGCAUCUUCCCUCAAAGUCCCAACUUUUAGCUUUAAAAUAGGAGAUAAUGACGCAGUAAAUAAAGAAAGAAGGCAACACAACCCACUUAAAAGGAUGGAUAUACGGCCAAAGGCUGGAGCAGAUGGUCUGCGAGGCGUAAAGACAAAAGGUAACCAUCAAAGAAUCGGCCCAAGACAACAACAUAAUUUAAAAAGUACUCUUGAUCAAUGGUUGGUUAAGCCCAGAAGAAACCCAAGUACAGCUGACGGAUGCCAAAUCCAAGAGGAUGUAGAGAUGGACGGUGAUGACAGUGUCUUACAAAGCACCUCAGCUCAGGUUCUAGACUGUACAAAGGCAGAAAAGCCUGCUCUCUCUGAUUCGGAUGAAGACACCCAGCCCAUGACACCACAACACCUGUAUGAAGACAAUCCAGUCUCCCCAGCCUUCAUGGAUUCUGCAGAGAGGACAUCAUCACCAGAUCUGCCUUCAGAGAAACAAGGUGCAGACAAGGAAAAUACCUCAGGCAAACCUCAUGUCAAAUGGCUGGGGACACCAAUCAAUGAUCUCAACAGAAUGCCUGAAUGUGGGGGGCCGCUUCCACCGCUGAAGGAUGUUCCUGGCCAACACACUGUGAUGAUAAGGACGGACCUUCUUCACAAUGGUAAAGUACCUGUUCCAUAUCCUGCUAGGUUUAAGGAUACCUGGGAUGACAUCCAUGUCAAGAUGCCCUGUUCCAGUUUGAACCUGUUUCCUGUGCAUGAUGAGGAAACGCAAGAACGAAAGAAUAAGAGUCGGUGGGAAUUGAUCAAGGAAACUUUGAACGACGAAUUUACAUGUCAACUCGAGUUGAAGAAUGCCAUUUUGAAGUACAGUUCCUCACAGGCGAAGAAAUGGGACUUCACCGCAUUGCGACUUUACUGCACAAAGGUCCUGGAGCCUGAUGCUGCUGAACAUCUGUUUGACUCCCUGCUGCCAGACAUGGUGCAAUUAGCACUGAGAGCAUCUGAGCUCUGUACCAAGCCGAUACCCCUCCUUAAAGAAGGCCUGGACCACUCCAUCACCGUGUCUCAGGAGCAGGUGGCAUGUCUGCUCGCCAACGCCUUCUUCUGCACCUUCCCCCGACGCAACUCCAGGAAGACUGAGUACUACAACUACCCAGACAUCAACUUCUUCAGGCUCUUUGGCGGGGGCUCUUCAAGCAAGAUUGAGAAACUGAAAACCCUGGUUUGCUAUUUCAAAAGUGUCACUGAGCAAACGCCGACCGGACUUGUGACAUUCACACGAAAAAGCUUGGAUAGACCUCUGAAUUGGAAAAGCUCAGAGGCUCAGCUCACAAAUCUCCACAUCACUUGUGAAGGAACCAUUGAGGAUGAUGGUUAUGGAAUGCUUCAGGUGGAUUUUGCCAACCAGUUUGUGGGGGGAGGAGUCACCAGUUCUGGUCUAGUCCAGGAGGAAAUCCGUUUUCUGAUCAACCCUGAGCUUAUUGUUUCUCGCCUCUUCACUGAAGCCCUGGAUCAUAAUGAAUGUCUGAUCAUCACAGGUUCACAGCAGUACAGUAAAUACACCGGCUAUGCUCAGACCUACAAGUGGGCUGGCAGCCACCAGGACACAACCCCCAGAGAUGGCUGGCAGAGAAGAUGCACAGAGAUUGUGGCCAUCGAUGCACUGCAGUUCAAGAACUUCCUCGAACAGUUUCAUCCCGAUAGACUCAACCGAGAACUAAACAAGGCUUACUGUGGCUUUGCUCGCCCUGAAGAACAAAGCCAAAACCUCUCGGCAGUGGCUACAGGGAACUGGGGCUGUGGGGUUUUUGGAGGUGACACACGUCUGAAAGCUCUGCUCCAGAUGCUGGCAGCUGCUGAGGCGGGCAGAGAUGUGGCCUAUUUCACCUUUGGUGACAGCCAACUCAUGACAGAUGUCCACAAGAUGCACUCUUUCCUAACUCGGAGCAAGAUCUGUGUCGGAGAGGUGUAUGAUCUCCUGGAGCAGUACUACAUCUCCGUGUGCAAGAGCUGCCUCGGUCGGCGACCUGAGAUCAGCCUGUACUCCUUCAUCUACCGAUACUCCUCCCCGGCGCCAGAUGACUCCGACGGGGACUCGCCCAGACAUCCCGUCCCCACAGACUGCAGUUAGGGCCAGGUGGCUGAUGAGUCACCAUGCCUAAUCUGCGAUAAAACAAAACCAACCUUAAAUACUGCCUUUACUUUUUUUUAAGAAGGCUUGAUUAACUGUUUACCAAAUGGGAGCCAAAAAGGACCAUCUAGCAUGCAGAUCCUUUUCAAAAACAUCUGAACUGCAAUGGCUGAUUAGUUACAACCCUGUCUGGCGGGGUGUUCAUUUUGCUGCCGCUGGUAAUACGACGAUGGAUCGAGCUUCAAUACGACGCAAUUGUGAUUUUAAUGGUGAAGCAAAGGUUGCCAUCCAUCUUCUGAGUUUGUCAUGUUGCCUUUUUUACACCCACACAUAUCCAGCCUAAUUGAAUUGGCUGUCAGAAAUCAAGUUAAAGGAAUAGAAUAACAAGAACGGGGUUUGGAAAGCUAGGAGCAGUCUCAGGAGAACAGUUUGAUUUAAAUAAUAUUUUACCUUCUGCGUUUAAAGCUACAUUUAGUUUCAAUUAUGACUUCCAUGAAUCUGUCCUGCUCACAUUCGAAAGAACCAACCGUUGCACUUAACAUUUUAAUUUGAUUGGUUUGUUUCUAUAUUUGAUAAGCAUUUACACUUUGAAUCUGUUAUUUGUAGGCCUUCUUACUAAUUGCUGUAGAGCUGCACUUGGUAGGAUUUGUUUCGCUUAAAUAAAAUCAGUUUUAAGAAAAUGU